Pocillopora damicornis (cauliflower coral) is the source of this 3779-nucleotide messenger RNA. RefSeq lists its product as uncharacterized. Gene Ontology annotation, molecular function: protein binding; voltage-gated potassium channel activity. The record is from RefSeq and is a predicted model, not a curated record. Lineage: Eukaryota; Metazoa; Cnidaria; Anthozoa; Scleractinia; Pocilloporidae. Gene Ontology annotation, biological process: potassium ion transmembrane transport; protein homooligomerization; action potential. Gene Ontology annotation, cellular component: membrane; voltage-gated potassium channel complex.
UCUCUGUUUUUGUUGGGUUGGUGUCUCCGUGAGUUCAAAAUUGUUAUUACUUUACUUCAAAGACCCGCUGGGAAGUGUGUCUACCCACUUUGUUUUGUGAAAGGAUGCUAAUUUUUCUUAUUGAUCGAUCGAAAGCCAAAUUCUUCAAAAAAUUACCGAACUCAUCGAAUCCGAGAGCCUCCUUUUACGUUAUUUUGCAGUUUUCUUUUCUUUGGAGGUGCGCAAACUGAUGUUUAUUUAAUGACUUCAAACUCGUGAUUUAAUAAAUCGGCAGUAUUUCUCGAUGUUCGCCCGAGAAUCAUUUCUUUCGUUGCGUGGGAUUCUGCAAAGAAGGAAGUGAUGUGAUGCGAGACAAGCGUUAUUGGAAACAUCAAUUGUGUUAAAAAUUUCCACGCAGACGAAAUAUCUGUUGAUUUUGACAAAGGUGCGGAAAUUUAAAGACAAUAUUUGAUUUGUGUUUGUCAAACACAGAAAUCUCCGCUUGCCUAAAGGAAGUUGAAACAGGGAAAGAAUAGUUACUGAAACAGCUCUCAUCAAUGCUGGUCUUGGAACCUUUACUGGAUUUGGUACAAACUUUGAACUUAACGGCGGAGAGAGGAGAGCGUUUCUCGUUAGAGAUUAAAAAACUGGAGCCAAGAAGAUUUAGUAAACUGGAAAAUGCGGUUUAUUAAAGUUUUAUUUACGAGUUUUUUUAGCACCAGAAUUUAACGACUACAAUCGCAUCCCCAACAGGGAUCAAACACUAUUUCAAACAUGAGUGAGUAUCAUGAUAUGGAAGAAGACAAUCAUUUCUUCAACGAUUCUUCAUUAGAAGCCUCUAAAGAAAUACCGCGUACACUAUUCUCGCCCAUAAUUCAAGUUUCAGAAGACGACGAAGAACGUAACAAAGCCGCUGAAUUUUCAAACAAAAAUAAUCUUGAAGUGCCAGCUGUUUUAUUGUCACCUUGUGCGCGAACAAGCAUGUCUGAACAAAGUUUGAUAAGAAGAAAUUCGAAAGAGUUUCUCGCUCCGCCAUCAUUACAAAAUGUCUCUAUGACUUCAUUUAGGCCUAGGAAAUUAUCGCUCUCUGUUCCUUCAUCUCCAUCAACUUCUGAGUUUUCACUUGACAACGACGCAAGUGUCUGCCAAGACCAUACGCCGAAAAACGAGAGUAUUCAUCAUGCUGAUUCAAACAGCCGACUGUCUUGUAAAAGUGCUGACGAAGUACCUCUCGCCUGCUCUUGUAGCGUUCAAGACAUUUCCGUGAAAUUAGCGCGAGAUUCUUCAGCUUCUUUGAACAGAUCGGGAGAAAUUUUGACUAAGCUGAACGAAGGCGGUGUUUGUUUACCUGUUGCCCGUUCCACACCGAACUUACAUCGGAACAAAUCAACCUGUUGCGGGCAUCCGUCCAAACAACUUUGUUGUUUAAUAGCCACAAAUUACACACCUAUGUCAACACCAAGUUCAGAAGGUUUAUCUUUCGAAUUUUCAAACCAAAUUCUCAACGAGGAAGUCACAGACAAAGACACUCUGGCUGACGAAAUCGUCUCUCCAGUGGUGUGCGACACAUUCAUAAACAGAAACGAAUCGGAAAAUGACUUGAAUCGUCUUUCGACAACCAAACCGAAGAGAUCCUCGAGCGUGGGUACACAAAGCUACACUACACCACAAAACGUCCCAAUUCCAAUGAGUGGAUCUACUUGUAAACAAUUAUCGACCCCUAAUUUAAGGCUCUACAGCAAUCCCCUUGCAGUUCCAGUGCCUCGAGAAUGGAGAUCAAGCGCAAAGUCUGUUGCUUCAGUGGGGGAUAGGUUGAAAGUUGAACAGUCAGGCGAAAGAUUAAAAAACCUCUCGAGCGCCAGGUUGAAGAAAAAGUCAUCGUUUCUUCAUCCAGACAUGGCCCAUUUUUCCGACUCAAACCAUUCUUCAGAGGGAAGUUCAAAAUCUCUAUUGCAAGAUCGUCCUUCCGAAGUUUCCUAUCUUAAAAGGAAAAAAUAUUCAGUUCAGAAAUUUACGCAUGCAUCGUGUAGCAUCAACAGUUCUACAUCUUCAGCAUUUGCGGAAUCUUCAGGUAGAAGCGAAACGUCCAUAAUGAAAAGUUUUUUGUCGCUAAUAUCUCCGUCGAAAUUUCUCUCCAAGUUCCACAGCUCCUCAAAACAUAGCAUCCGCAGUACGAAUUCGCAUUCAUCUCGUCGUAAACGACCAGAAAUUGAUUUCCCCGACGACGACAAAAUUGUUGUUCUGAAUGUGAGUGGCAGACGUUUCCAAAUUCGAGAUUAUUUUCUUUCCAUCUAUCCAAACACAUUGCUGGGAAGUAAAGCAAGAAAUAUUUUUUAUGAUAAGAUCAAGAACGAAUUCUUUUUUGACCGCGAUCCAGACACCUUUCGCUACAUUUGGAACUUUUAUCACUCUGGACAGCUCCAUUGUCCGCGAGAUGAUUGCGUCCAAUCUUUCUUAGACGAAGUGGCGUUUUUCGGGUUGGACAUUAGUAUGCUUUGUGAGUGCUGCUGGUUCGAGACGUUUGAAGCAGCUUACGAAAGAUUAAAUAAGAGACGAGAGGAACAAGAAGCUAAGGAUAAAGAGGCCGCAAAGGCUGUCCAUAGCAUUGAUCCAAACGCCUCCUUUAGAGAAAAGGUUUGGCUUACACUUAAAGAACCGUCUGUUUCUUUAUAUGCGAAGAUUUUUUAUCUGAUAAGUGUCACCGCAAUUGUGAUCAGCGUGGUGGCAAACACGACUGAAACAAUCGCGUGUAAAGGAACGAUACGAAUUUGCAAAGAGGAAAACGAGAACACUUAUUUCUAUAUUGAUACAGUCUGUGUAGGUUUCUUUACGUUCGAGUUUGUCUCGCGGUUGUUAACUUGUCCAAGCCGUCUUAAAUUUAUCAUCAACCUCAUGAGUAUCGUGGAUCUGCUCGCAAUUCUGCCGUAUUACAUUGACUUGAUCUUAAACGCUCUGUCGUUUGACGCCCAACUCGGCAUGAAUGCUCUAGUGGUGUUACGAGUUUUAAGGAUACUUCGCAUCUUCAAACUACUGCGCCAUUCUAAGAGAUUAAAACAGUUGAUCCAAAGCAUGAAGGAUUCUGCCACUGAGUUAGGCCUGAUAGGAUUCCUGUAUAUGGUCAUGGUUAUUUUAGUUUCGAGUAUCAUCUAUUUCGCCGAAUAUUCCGAGGACACACAGUUUUCCAGCAUUCCCGAAGCCAUGUGGUACGCAGUGAUCACAUCAACUACAGCAGGUUAUGGUGAUAUCAUACCCGUGACACUAGCUGGUCGGCUGGUGGGAAGCGCCUGUUGUCUGUUUGGAGUGCUUGUCAUUGCUUUACCUGUACCCAUUCUGCAGUUCAAGUGAAGUGUUAACGACUGUCACCAUCAUAUUUAAUGACAACGCAUGGAUAAGAGCAAGUGAUCUGUCUGAAUACAUGAAUACAAGUUUCAAGGUCUCUUAAAGGUUCAGGAAGUGACAAGAAACAAUGGUAUCCUGCUUACCACAGACAACAAUACCAGACAACUGUUUCAUAUUGUACAAUAGUACUAAACUGAUUUUUAUUGCAAUUCUUCCUUGGUACGGAAAAUAUUGAAUUAACAGACGUUUGUCUUAAUUGGUUUAUUUUUCUAGAACAUAUGUUAAAUAAUGUCACACACAUAUUAAUGGUUAUUAUUAAAGGAAAAGUAGACAAGAUAUAAUCAGUUACAUCUCCUCUAUUCAUUGGUGUAGAUUAAAAUUUUCUUUGCAGCACUGUAAAAGAUUACAAUGGGUUACCGAGAUUUUUUCAAAAGUUGUUUUGAAAUGGACGCCGCCAUUUU